Molecule: messenger RNA, 3794 nt
Organism: Ceratina calcarata
Lineage: Eukaryota; Metazoa; Arthropoda; Insecta; Hymenoptera; Apidae
Exons: 7
Coding region: 497-2263 (588 amino acids)
Source: RefSeq, a predicted model, not a curated record
GAAGGGGAAGGGCAGUGUAACUUUUAGUAGCCGCCAUGUUUUUCUCUGAGUGGGGUGUGUAGAAGAGGCCGGGGUGAAAAUCAUCUCUCGAGGCAUGCAGUGUCAAAAUGGGAAGGAGACUAUGUUUGUUAUCCUUCACUAAGACCUGCCAGCCUCAUUUCCACAAGACAUCCACCACCUGUGUACAAGAACUAAAUAAUUUUUAAUAUCAACGUAACUGAAAUCACAAGAAGCACCACCAUUGAUUGUGGGCAACGAAACUAAAAGAGAGAAAUUACAAGUAACGAAAAACCGAGAAACAAAAGAACAUUUAAUUGAACUAGUAAAUGUCAAGGUGGUGGAUUCAAUAAUAUCGAAACAUUAAAGGACAAUAAUAUAAUACAGUAACUCUAUUGUAAAUAGGCAUGUUUAUAUGUAAAGGAGAGAAGAUGAUCACCCUGGAGGUAGUGGAGUCAGUGAAAGUUCCUGGGUCUAGGAGGAGCUUUAUUAAAAGGAAAUGAGGAAUCCGGCAUUGCACCUGGUCGGGAUAGCGACGUCCCCUGGAGGGGGUGAAGUCUUUGGUACAAGGGCCGAGGAAGAGUUGCGACAGUGGCUUGAGGCACGCUUGGACGCAUUGGGAAUAGAUCCUGUUGCGUACUCGCGGUUUGUGCUCAGCCUACUGCGCUGCCCUGACUCGGCCCUAAGCCCUCCAGAAGAACCCAUAGGUACUGGUAGAAACGGAGGACGUCGCAUUCGGGCCCGACCUAAAGCAAAACUGCCCACUCAAGGAAAUAGGGAGCAAAGGCGUGCCGUUGUGCAAUGUUUAACAAGUGCUGCUGAUAAUAAAUGUGGGGUGGAGACACUGGUCGACGAAUUAUGUACGAAACUUCGGGACUUAGAAGGGGGUGGCUCGGACGAAAAGGAAGAGGAAUAUAACAAGUCCGAUAGUGAAAACAAACCUAAUUUAGAAUCGUUGACACCUCGUGACAGAGCUCUCAGAUAUUACGCGGCAUUUCCUGCUUUGCAACCUACGACCCUCAAGAAAUUCUCUCAGAAAAGGGAUAAAAAUUUUGGGAAUAACAACAACAAUAAUAAUAAUAAUAACAAUAAAGCUAACGGAGUUAGCUACAAUAAUAAUAAAAAUACCAAUAAAUCCCGUAAUAAGAAAACUAAAAUGUCUAUUAGUAUUGAUUCGAGAAGAUCGGAGGAAAAACAAGGGUUUGGAUUUGUCAAGUCGAUGGAACGUGAACGGGAAAAGGAACUAGAAUUGGAUAAACUUCGAUUGGCACAGUUGCAAGCAAAGUUUGACGAGAGCUUGGAAGCACUUUGGGACUCAGGGCCAGGCAAUGCACAAGACACGGCUUCAAUUUGGGCAGCACCCACACUUUCUAUUCCUUCAGGACCCCUUUGGCCGACAGAUACUACCGAGACAAUCUUUACUUUAUCCACCUCAGACAAUGGCUAUGCUACUGACACAUCGUAUCAAGAAUUUAACUUCGACGACUCGCCGCCCAUUCCAUGGGAUAUCGAUAUAAUCAGCACUGAAGAGUAUGCGGAUGAAUAUAGUAACAAGGAUGAAUCAGAAAGCAACGUUAACUGGUCUGACUCGGCUAUGGAUGGAUCAUGGUCCUGGAAAGGGCUUGACAGUAACCUAGCUGCCUUGGGUCAUAGUCCUCAGACAGGUAGCUGCUUCUUUCCAGUCGCACCUCGUAAGACUCCCAUUGGAACACGCAAAGAAUCUCGUUCAAAUCUGAAGGUAAACAGCCUUCCAGAACCAGACGAGGACUUGCUAACUUCCGCUCGCACACACUUUCGUCCAAUAAAGGAUGACGGUCAGUGGGCCGAUGGGACUACGUUUCCUGUGAACAAUACUUUAGAGCGGGUCGCAUAUCGGAGAUCUGAGUCAGGAAACUUGUUAUAUCUUCCUGGCGGCGAGAGCCCUUACAUGGAGUAUCGAGAGAAUGACUCGCCGUUACCUCCGGUAUCUACCAAUUUAACGUUGAAAUUCAGGGUGCGUCAAUGUGACAAGUGCGUUCAAACCGAGCCCAUUAGAUCUCCGGUCAAACGCAGAAUUCUCUCCGAACAGGAUUACAUUCAUUAUACUCCCGUUGGAGUGGAAGAUACUGUUAUUCGCGAAGAGGAGAAAGUCGAGAAAGAUUCCUAUGUAUUGGGUCAACUGGGCUGGGUGCGAUCUAACGUACCUCUGCACAAUGAUAGGAAAAGAAGGCACAGUAGCAGCUUUGGAUGCCAGCCUGUGACGACUUUGCGUCCGCUGACCUUAUGAACUGGAUAGAAUAAUGAGCUGCUAAUUAAGCGCUAUGACUGGAGAGUUCGUGGUUUAGCUAAACUUUUUUGUUUGUCAAGACGAAGACGCAAACCGUUAAUGAAGGGAAAAGAUAGUUAAAAAGAAGUAUGACACUCGGGGGGCCUCUUGGCAUGUGGAAUUUGUUAUGCAUGUAUCCAAGAUGGUGCCGUUAACACGAAACAAAAUAAUGCAUCCCCCGUUGUCUUUAAACGAAGAGUAAUAAUAAUGAAAAAGUAACAGUUGUAACGCGAGCAAAGCGAGACAAGAGGGGUAUUAAACGUUCAUUUAGAUAAUUAUUAACCCUUUGACAAAUAAAACAGAAGAGAGGAUACGGAACGAAAUAGAGGAAGGAAAACGGUGUAUAUGUUACGAAACGCAGCAUUCAACGAUGAAAGCGCGCGUGCGUGAGUGAGAACGAGCGCGCGAGAGAGAGAGAGAAUGAGAGAAAGAAGUAAUGCGAGCGUAGUCCACGAGAUUUCGUUUGUAGCUUGUUGAUAAUUUUAUGUGACACUUUCUCGUGGAGAGAGAGACGAAAACGCAAAAAAAGUAAUAAAAUAUUAGUGCGCUGAUUUUUCUAGAAAAUGUAGCGUGCAGUUUAACUUUUUUGUUUCUCAUCCAUUGUGCAGGCGAUCCACUGUAUGUUUGCAUUGGAUGCACUGCAGGAAAAAGAGGAGGAAAUGAAAAUAAAAAUGUAAUUAUGAAAAAUACUUUCAAAAAAAGAACGACAUUUAUUUAAAGUGAGAAAAAAACAAAAAAAGGUUAAAAGACAAAAAAUAUGUCGGAAGACUUUUCAGGAUGGAGUACUUAUAUAUAUAGAUAUAUAUAUAUAUAUGAGCAGAAAAACGAGUAUAUAAAAAGUGCCGCGAUUACAAUAUUAAAAGUCGAGAAUCAUCGAAAUACUAUUCUAUUUUCUUGUUGUUUUUUCGUAACUAUUAAUGAAUUAUCUUAAUUAUAUCCCCCUGUAAUUAUAAUUUAACAUCCUAGAAGAUUAAUAUCCUGUUUCCCCGAUACCAUCAUUCACUAUAUCCCAUGUUUUAAAAGAAAUCCAGAGUAUCCAAUGCUUUUCCUAUGCUCCCUCAGAGUAAAUAUCGGAAAAUAUUACGGUCGUGCAUGUGAAAAAGACAAGCAAAGAAAUAAGAACCUUGUAACUUAUGGAAAUACUACGUUUACCUUUAAGAUGAAGGUAAGCGUGAGUGAAAGGGACAGAAGAGAGAGAGAGCGAGCGGGAGAGAGAAGAUUUAUUAGAAAAAUGAAUGCCUUUUAAGGCGAAGGGAAAAGAAAGUGAAUAAAAUGUUAUUGAAAAAAAUGUGGUUAUAAUGUUAACGCAACGCGAGGAGCGUUGUUUCAGAUGAUAAACGAUAUUGUGACGUGAACUGCGAUGCGAAGAAAACGAACGAAAUAAAGGGGAUUUAAAAAAUGACGAACGAACACGCAUAAAAUGUAUUCUCUGCGCGAAAUAAUGUACGCGAAGGGAGUAACCAAAUAAAGGCAUUGCAAACGCUGAAUAACA